UUCGCGCCAUCUCUCACUGUCAUCCCUUUCCUUUCAAAUCUCCAUUUUUGUCAUUGCGGAAAAAAUCAAACCCUAACCCUAAAACCCCAAUCCCAUGUCUCCUCUUUUCCCCACCAAAACCCUAAUCCUAGAUUCAUCCACCCUCUUCAUCUCCUCUUACAAAUCCUUUUCCGCUCUCUCUUCCCAAACUACCCCUCCUACCUCCUUCAAUCUCCUCUCUGUCGAAUCUCCUCUCCCUCCAAUCCCUCCCAACUUCCCCCAAUCAAAAAUCGUCCCCAAAACUCGAUUCGUGAUUGACGGCUUCAAAUCAUCCGGGGAUUUCUCCGUCUCCUAUUUCCUCUCCCACUUCCAUGCUGAUCACUAUGCGGGACUCGGCCCCGCCUGGUCGAAAGGCAUGAUUUUUUGCUCCGAUACCACGGCCCGCCUCCUCGUUGAAAUCCUCAAAGUUACUCCUCUCUUUGUUGUCUCACUGACUCUCAACGAAAGUGUCAAGAUAGACGGCUGUGAUGUCACUCUCAUUGAUGCUAAUCACUGCCCAGGCGCUGUUCAAUUCUUGUUCAAGGUUCAGGGUGAGAGGUAUGUUCAUACCGGUGACUUCCGUUUCUGUAACUCAAUGAGAGCUGACUCGGCUCUCAAGGGUUUUGUGGGCGCAGAUGCGGUUUUCCUAGACACGACAUAUUGUCAUCCGAAAUGGGUUUUUCCAUUGCAAGAUGAAUCGAUUGAAUACGUGGCAAAAACGAUAGAAAGAAUUAGAACUGAAAAUAAGGGGCUGGGCAAUUCUAUCUUGUUUCUUGUCUCAACAUAUGUUGUUGGGAAAGAGAGAAUUUUGCUUGAAAUCUCGCGUCGGUGUGAUUGUUUAUUGCACGUAGAUGGUAGGAAAAUGGAGGUUUUACGUGUUUUGGGGUUUGCAGAUUGUGGGUUUUUUACGGAGGAUGCUUCAGGCAGUGAUGUUCAUGUGAUUGGUUGGAAUCUGUUGGGCGAGACAUGGCCUUACUUUCGACCCAAUUUCGUGAAAAUGAAGGAGAUUAUGGUUGAGAGAGGAUACUCAAAGGCUGUGGGAUUUGUUCCCACAGGGUGGAUGUAUGGAGCCAAGAAAGACGGGUUUGCAGUGAGGGCGAAGGAUUCAUGUGAGAUUCAUCUCAUUCCGUAUAGUGAACAUUCAAGCUAUGAUGAGUUGAGAGAUUAUGUGAGGUUCUUGAAGCCGAAGCGGGUCAUUCCUACUGUGGGUUUGGAUGUUGAGAAGCUUGAUAGCAAGCAUGCUGCUUCAAUGCAGAAGCAUUUUGUGGGUCUGGUUGAUGAGAUGGCCAAUAAACAUGAAUUCUUGAUGGGCUUUCAUCGGAAGUUACUGGAGACUGAUGACAAGGAAGUGGAUGUUGGCAUCGUUGAUUCGAACAGGGGAGUUGAUAUGGAGAACGAGGAUAACACACCUUCAACAGAUAUGGAAAAUGUCAAUGGUUUGGAGGAUUCAAUUGCACUGAAUGAGAAAUAUAUAGGAUUGUUAGAAGAGCUUCAAGAUUGUUUGCCAAAAUGGGUCACCCGGGAGCAAAUGUUAGAUCUGCUAACUGGAUCUCAUGGAGACAUUGUUGAAGCAGUUUCUGACUUUUAUGAACAUGAAACAGAAUUACAUGAGCAAGCAAUUGCCAAUACUAUGUCUGUCACCAGCUGUCAAAAAAGCCUGUGCAAAGAUUCCUCUUCCCUUCCUGAAAUAAAAUCCAUCAAUGGCACCCCUAACGAAAAAAUUACCACAAAUCAAAAUAACAAGUCACCUAACACAACUCGCUCUAUAAAAAGCACUGUUUCUCUGAGAAAAAAGGGUAUGAGCACUGAACAUAAACCAAGGAAGAAAGCAAGAUCAAGUUCAACUUCAGAAUCUAGUGGAUGCAAACAAUCUACCAUAACAAGGUUUUUUGGUAAACUUGUACCUGAUACUUCUCAGGUUGAUGGGCUUUCUAGUGCCGCGGCCAAGCAAUGUCCCAAUAGCUUAGACUUGCCAUUGAGUGAUGCUUUGGGAUCAUACAAAGAGUUGGAUCAGUUUCUUCAGAUAAUAAAUGGCAAUAUAUUGAGAGAUGAUGCAGCUUCUAUAUUGGAGAAGGCAAAAGGAGAUGUUAAUCUGGCACUGGACAUUCAUUACAGUAAUCGUGUUGGUGUAUCUGACAACGAAGAGGGGAGUUCAAAGCUCUGCAGCACAUCAGUUCAAACACAAUGCGAUAUUGCUGGGAAUGAAAGCAAUCGCCCUGAGGAAACAGCAAAUGUGCCUAAUGUAUUUGCACAGGGCCUUUCAUCACGGGAUAUGAAUGCAACUUUUGUAUCACUACCACUUGAAAAGUAUUGUCCUGUUGAGAAUGCAUGCUGGAGGGCUGGACAGCCUGCUCCCUAUUUACAUCUUGCUCGGACAUUUGAUUUGGUGGGGGGAGAAAGAGGCAAGAUAAAAGCCACUGGUAUGCUGUGCAACAUGUUCAGAAGCUUGCUUGCCUUGUCGCCUGAAGAUGUGCUACCUGCCGUGUAUCUGUGCACAAAUAAAAUUGCUGCUGACCAUGAAAACAUGGAACUGAACAUUGGUGGAAGCCUGGUCUCAGCUGCACUCGAAGAGGCAUGUGGAACAAACAGGUCCAAAAUAAGAGACAUGUACAAUAACUUGGGUGAUCUGGGUGAUGUUGCACAACUAUGCCGGCAGACACAAUCAUUACUUGCUCCCCCUCACCCACUUUCUAUCCGAGAAGUAUUUGCUGUGCUUCGAAAGAUAAGUACUGAAGCAGGCAGUGGAAGUACUGUUCGUAAGAAGAACCUCGUUGUAAAUCUCAUGCGUUCUUGUAGAGAGAGGGAGAUGAAGUUCCUUGUUCGAACAUUGGUUCGUAAUUUGCGCAUCGGGGCCAUGAUGAGAACAAUUCUACCAGCAUUGGCCCAGGCCGUGGUAUUGAACUCAUCUCCUCAUUUGCUCUGCAAGGGAACGCCCGAAGACCUAAAAAUGCAGCUUCAGGGCAUUUGCGGAGCAGUUGUUGAGGCCUACAAUAUACUUCCCAAUUUGGAUCUGGUUGUUCCUUCUCUCUUGAGCAAAGGCAUUGAGUUUUCUCCAACAACUUUGUCAAUGAUGCCAGGCAUACCUAUUAGACCCAUGCUUGCCAGAAUUACAAAUGGAAUAAAUCAAGUUUUGAAGCUGUUCCAAGGUAGAGCUUUUACAUGUGAAUAUAAGUAUGAUGGCCAACGAGCUCAGAUUCACAAAUUAAUGGAUGGGUCUGUGCAAGUCUUUUCACGAAAUGGUGAAGAAACAACAUCUAGAUUUCCAGAUUUGGUGAAUAUAGUUAAGGAAUCAUGUAAGCCUGCUGCGAUGACUUUCAUACUGGAUGCAGAGGUAGUUGCAGUGGAUAGAAAGAAUGGAAGCAAGCUGAUGGCCUUCCAACAACUAUCCUCACGCGAGAGAGGGAGUAAAGAUUCCUUGAUUACAAUGGAUAGCAUAAAGGUUGACAUUUGCGUCUUCAUCUUUGAUAUCAUGUUUGCCAAUGGAGAGCAGCUAUUGGCUUUUUCCCUACGUCAAAGGCGAAGAUAUUUGAAGGACUUAUUCUAUGAGGAAAAGUUGGGUUAUUUUGAAUUUGCGAAGGAAAUAACUGUGGAAGCUGAUGAAUCACGUUUGAAUGAUCAAGGCACAUUGACUAAGAUGAACUCAUUUCUUGAAGAUGCAUUUAAUUCAUCAUGUGAAGGAAUCAUGGUAAAAUCUCUAGAUGUUGAUGCUGGAUACACUGCAUCAAAGCGCACUGAAACAUGGUUAAAGGUGAAACGGGAUUAUUUGGAUGGUUCAAAUGACACUCUUGAUUUAGUCCCUAUUGGUGCUUGGCAUGGAAAUGGGAGAAAGGCAGGGUGGUACAGCCCUUUCCUUAUGGCAUGCUUCAACCCUGAUACGGAAGAAUUUCAGAGCGUGUGCCGUGUCAUGUCUGGAUUUUCAGAUUCUUUCUAUGUAGAGAUGAAAGAGUUCUUUUCUGGUGAAAAGAUCUUGUCCAAAAAACCUCCUUAUUAUCAGACGGCAGAAGUUCCGGAUCUAUGGUUUUCUCCAGAACUUGUUUGGGAAAUAAGAGGUGCAGACUUCACAAUCUCGCCUGUUCAUCAGGCUGCGAUCGGCUUAGUUCACCCUUCUCGAGGAAUCUCAAUCAGAUUCCCAAGAUUCAUCCGAUCUGUCUCGGAUAGAAAGCCAGAGGACUGUAGCACAGCAGCAGAUAUAGCUGAUAUGUUUCAGUCUCAGACACGAAAGAUGGAAGUGAGCGUUGAUGAUUGAUUUUUGUUCCAUCGGAUACAUGGACGGUGCCGGGUGUAGUAGAAUCUUUUGACACUUAAGGCCCAGUUUUUUGUAUGUACAGCUUAUUGAACUCUGUGGGCCCCAUUUUGCUUUCUUACUCGAAUGUAAAUUGCAGUCCUUGAGCUUAUGCCAUUUUCAAGGCACGCAUGUAUAGAUAAUGCUCUGUACUGGUAUAAGACCACCCAAAAAAUGGGAAAUACAGAAAUGUGGUUGGUCUGUUUUGGCAAA
Magnolia sinica is the source of this 4513-nucleotide messenger RNA. Its product is annotated as DNA ligase 6. Gene Ontology annotation, molecular function: DNA binding; DNA ligase (ATP) activity; ATP binding. The transcript has 20 exons. Gene Ontology annotation, biological process: lagging strand elongation; DNA repair; DNA recombination. Lineage: Eukaryota; Viridiplantae; Streptophyta; Magnoliopsida; Magnoliales; Magnoliaceae. The record is from RefSeq and is a predicted model, not a curated record. Bases 95 to 4264 code for a protein of 1389 amino acids.